AGAAAUUCUGCCUCGGAAGAUUAAAAUAUACAUCUGACAAAUGACGCAGGGCACGUCGUAUGACUCCCAAUACUCUGCCAAACCGAAGGGAACGGGGACGAAGCAUAUGAGUCGCCAAACACGUCUGGGAAUGGGGACGGGUGAACCCUAAAAAGAGCGCCCGCUGACCGGAGUUCAGUUCAGUUGCGCGCAGUUCAGUUCAGGUAGCUCGAGGGGCUGGAGCCCUAACAGGCGGGACCGACCACGGCGCAGUCGUGGUAAACCGGGACGGCGUGAGCCCGGGAGUCCGUUAGGCUUGCGUUUCGUGGAGAAGGUUUCGCUCGAGUGUCACCAUCGGACGGUCCGGAACCGACGUCGCGAUCGACGGUUCGGGGCGGGUGUUGUUCGUGCUACCAUAUGCCGGGCAAUUCGACCUAAUUCUUCCUCUUCCCAUCUCUCAAUCCUCUGCUUCUGUUGCUGCUGCGUUACGCUGUCGCGAUGGCUAAAAUCAAAGUGCAUGAAUUGCGCACUAAGUCGAAGGCUGAUCUCCUCAAUCAAUUGAAGGAGUUGAAGGCAGAGCUUGCCUUGUUGAGAGUGGCUAAGGUCACCGGUGGUGCCCCUAACAAGCUCUCUAAGAUCAAGGUGGUGAGGCUGUCCAUCGCCCAGGUGCUGACUGUCAUUUCCCAGACUCAAAAGGCACACCUUCGCGAGGUUUACAGCAAGAAGCGAUUCUUACCCCUUGACUUGAGGCCCAAGAAGACCCGCGCCAUCAGAAAGCGCUUGACCAAGCAUCAGAUGUCUCUCAAGACCGAGAAGCAAAAGAAGAAGGAAGCCUACUUCCCUUUGAGGAAGUACGCCGUGAAGGCUUAAGUUUAAUGUUCCGCGAAUACGCUGAGUUGUCAUGCUGAGUUCCCUUCUGACAGGAUCUAGAGUCCUAUACGAUUUCUGCUGGAUGUACAUCUUGUGAAUGAACAUCAUUGAGUUCGCUCCUCCACAUUGUGUUGGACGAGUUGUACAACGUAGCCAAAUGUGGUCCACCGGACACGAAGGUUACCGCUCAAACCGUUCAUAUCGAGAGUAAAUGUACACCAUCAUCAGGUGAUAUUGCAUAAGUGAUACCCAUUUUUUGCCGGUUCAUAUACAUCAUUAUCAUGAAACUGUGUUCAAUUUUUUAUGAAUGUGCUUGUACAUGCGUUCAUGGCAUUUUUCAUU
Messenger RNA from Marchantia polymorpha subsp. ruderalis, 1191 nucleotides. The record is from the annotation of a GenBank genome assembly. NCBI's taxonomy places the organism in Eukaryota, Viridiplantae, Streptophyta, Marchantiopsida, Marchantiales, Marchantiaceae.